GGGUCCGGACUGCGGGGCUGGGGGACUGAGGGGAGAAAAGAUGGCGGCGGCAGCUGCAGCUGGUGCGGCCUCCGGGUUGCCAGGUCCAGUAGCACAAGGAUUGAAGGAGGCGUUGGUGGAUACUCUCACUGGGAUCCUGUCCCCAGUGCAGGAGGUGCGGGCGGCUGCCGAGGAACAGAUUAAGGUGCUGGAGGUGACGGAGGAAUUUGGUGUUCACUUGGCAGAGCUGACUGUAGAUCCCCAGGGGGCACUGGCAAUCCGUCAGCUAGCAUCAGUCAUCUUGAAACAAUAUGUAGAGACUCACUGGUGUGCCCAAUCAGAGAAGUUUAGGCCACCUGAAACUACAGAAAGGGCAAAAAUUGUUAUCCGGGAGCUAUUGCCCAAUGGGUUGAGAGAAUCGAUAAGCAAAGUGCGCUCCAGUGUGGCCUAUGCAGUGUCAGCCAUUGCCCACUGGGACUGGCCGGAAGCCUGGCCCCAACUCUUCAACCUGCUCAUGGAGAUGUUGGUGAGCGGAGACUUAAAUGCCGUCCAUGGAGCCAUGCGUGUGCUUACAGAGUUCACUCGAGAGGUGACAGAUACACAAAUGCCACUGGUUGCUCCUGUCAUUCUUCCAGAGAUGUAUAAGAUCUUCACCAUGGCUGAGGUAUAUGGUAUUCGAACCCGUUCCCGAGCUGUGGAGAUUUUUACCACUUGUGCCCAUAUGAUCUGUAACAUGGAGGAGCUAGAAAAGGGUGCAGCCAAAGUCCUGAUCUUUCCUGUGGUACAGCAGUUCACAGAGGCCUUUGUUCAGGCCCUCCAGAUACCAGAUGGCCCCACAUCAGAUAGUGGGUUUAAGAUGGAGGUCCUAAAGGCAGUGACGGCCUUGGUGAAAAACUUCCCAAAACACAUGGUGUCCUCCAUGCAGCAGAUUCUGCCUAUUGUUUGGAACACCCUAACUGAGAGUGCAGCUUUUUAUGUGAGGACUGAAGUGAAUUACACAGAGGAAGUAGAAGAUCCCGUGGAUUCUGAUGGUGAAGUCCUGGGCUUUGAAAAUCUCGUCUUUAGCAUUUUUGAAUUUGUCCAUGCCCUACUAGAAAAUAGCAAAUUCAAAAGCACUGUUAAGAAAGCUUUGCCUGAGUUGAUUUACUAUAUUAUUCUGUACAUGCAAAUCACUGAGGAACAGAUUAAAGUAUGGACAGCCAACCCCCAGCAAUUUGUAGAAGAUGAAGAUGAUGAUACUUUCUCUUAUACUGUUAGAAUUGCAGCUCAAGACCUAUUGCUGGCUGUGGCCACAGAUUUCCAGAAUGAGAGUGCAGCAGCUUUGGCUGCUGCAGCCACCAGGCAUUUACAAGAAGCUGAGCAAACCAAAAACAGUGGCACUGAGCACUGGUGGAAGAUCCAUGAGGCCUGCAUGCUUGCCCUAGGCUCGGUGAAGUCCAUUAUCACAGAUAGUGUGAAAAAUGGCAGGAUCCAUUUUGACAUGCAUGGGUUCCUAACCAAUGUCAUCCUUGCUGACCUCAACCUCUCAGUGUCUCCUUUCCUCUUGGGUCGGGCACUUUGGGCUGCCAGUCGCUUCACUGUUGCUAUGUCUCCUGAACUGAUCCAACAGUUUCUACAAGCAACAGUUAGUGGGCUUCAUGAGUCACAACCCCCAUCAGUUCGAAUUUCUGCUGUGAGAGCCAUCUGGGGUUAUUGUGACCAACUGAAAGUCUCAGAGAGUACCCACGUGCUUCAGCCCUUCCUCCCCAGCAUCCUUGAUGGCUUAAUUCACCUAGCAGCCCAGUUCAGCUCAGAGGUCCUCAACCUGGUGAUGGAGACUCUAUGCAUCGUUUGUACUGUAGACCCAGAAUUCACAGCAAGCAUGGAAAGCAAAAUCUGCCCCUUCACUAUCGCCAUUUUCUUAAAGUACAGUAAUGAUCCUGUCGUCGCCUCGCUGGCUCAGGACAUCUUCAAGGAACUGUCUCAGAUUGAAGCCUGUCAGGGCCCAAUGCAGAUGAGGCUAAUUCCCACUCUGGUCAGCAUAAUGCAGGCCCCAGCAGACAAGAUCCCCGCAGGUCUCUGUGCGACAGCCAUUGAUAUCCUGACAACAGUAGUACGGAAUACAAAGCCUCCACUUUCCCAGCUUCUCAUCUGCCAAGCUUUCCCUGCUGUGGCACAGUGUACCCUGCACACAGAUGAUAAUGCCACCAUGCAGAACGGUGGAGAGUGCUUGCGGGCCUAUGUGUCAGUGACGCUGGAGCAGGUAGCCCAGUGGCACGAUGAACAAGGCCACAAUGGACUGUGGUACGUGAUGCAAGUGGUGAGCCAGCUCCUAGACCCCCGCACUUCAGAGUUCACUGCAGCCUUUGUGGGCCGCCUUGUCUCCACCCUCAUUUCCAAGGCAGGGCGGGAGCUUGGGGAAAAUCUGGACCAGAUUCUUCGUGCCAUCCUCAGUAAGAUGCAGCAGGCAGAGACACUCAGUGUCAUGCAGUCUCUGAUCAUGGUAUUCGCUCACCUGGUACACACCCAGCUGGAACCUCUCUUGGAGUUCCUCUGUAGUCUCCCAGGACCUACUGGAAAACCUGCCCUCGAGUUUGUGAUGGCUGAGUGGACGAGCCGACAGCAUCUGUUCUAUGGACAAUAUGAAGGCAAAGUCAGCUCUGUGGCACUGUGUAAACUGCUCCAGCAUGGCAUCAAUGCAGAUGACAAACGGCUACAGGAUAUCCGUGUGAAGGGAGAAGAGAUCUACAGCAUGGAUGAGGGCAUCCGUACCCGCUCUAAAUCAGCCAAAAAUCCAGAGCGCUGGACAAACAUUCCUUUGCUGGUCAAGAUCCUAAAGCUGAUUAUCAACGAGCUCUCCAACGUCAUGGAGGCCAAUGCUGCUCGCCACGCCAAUCCUGCAGAGUGGAGUCAAGAUGACUCCAAUGAUAUGUGGGAGGACCAGGAGGAGGAAGAGGAGGAAGAAGAAGAUGGUUUAGGUGGCCAACUUUUAUCUGACAUUCUUGCUACCAGUAAAUAUGAGGAGGAUUACUACGAGGAUGAUGAGGAAGAUGACCCCGAUGCCUUGAAGGAUCCUCUCUAUCAGAUUGAUUUGCAGGCAUAUCUCACAGACUUCCUCUGCCAGUUUGCCCAGCAGCCAUGCUACAUAAUGUUCUCAGGCCACCUUAAUGACAAUGAGAGGCGGAUUCUACAGACCAUCGGCAUCUAAAAAGAGGGCCUUUCUACAUUGGCUUCUUUUUGGCCCAGCCACAAAUCAUUUUGCAGCCCUCACUGGCUUUGAGAUGCACUUUCUUCUCAACCUAGAGUGGCUUCCUGAUCCUCGGUCCUUGGCCUCUGCAGAGUGACACUCACAAUGACUUUGACCAAGCUCACCAGUGCCAUCACCUAGGAAUACUGGAACAAAGGACAUUUCUCAAAAUUCCUAUGAAGAUAUCCUAUCUCUGGAGCCUUUUUAUCCCCAACUCUGCCCCCACCUCUGUUCCUAGUGUCCUCUGCUGGCCAAUCCAGAAACAUUUGUGCCCAGAAGGAUUAUGUGUUCAUGGAUUAUUUUGCCCCACCUCAGGAGCACAGGAAGUCACUACCAUUUAUAUUCUAAAACAGACCUGUCUACUUUCAUAGGAUAUCUGAUGUGUUCAAAUAGGAACCCCUGAGAGAUCACUAAGCUUUCUGCCCUCGACCACUGAUGCUCUGGGUUCUCAGCAGGCACAAGCAGGAGCAGCUACAUGCUACGCCCUUUCCAGCAGCCUCCCUCCCUGCUUUCUUCCUACAACACUGAGGCUCCUCUGUUGAAGGAAGUCAUCGUCUUGUUUUUGCUUCCUUGCAUGACACAACCCCUCCCCCAAGCUGUUCCUAUAUAUACAUGCACACACAAAAUAAGCCAGACAGAUGGCAAUUUGUUUUCCCUUUUUUAGAAAAAAAAAAAAAAGAAAGAAAGAAAAAAAGGAUUUUUAAAAAAUCCACCUGACCCAACUAUAUUUAAUAUGCCUCCACCACACAUUACCAGAGUAUGAUAUUCAAAGGUUAUCCCUUGUCCCUCAGGAAUCCUUUAAAGUGGUUAAGUUGUAGCCCUCAAAUUUGCAAUGUGUAUUUUUCUAGGACAGUAAAGUAAUCUUUACAAAUGAA
This is a messenger RNA of Sciurus carolinensis (gray squirrel), 4080 nucleotides long. RefSeq names its product importin 9 (gene Ipo9). The record is from RefSeq and is a predicted model, not a curated record. Lineage: Eukaryota; Metazoa; Chordata; Mammalia; Rodentia; Sciuridae. Gene Ontology annotation, biological process: protein import into nucleus. The transcript is spliced from 24 exons. Bases 41 to 3166 code for a protein of 1041 amino acids. Gene Ontology annotation, molecular function: small GTPase binding. Gene Ontology annotation, cellular component: cytosol; nuclear envelope.